CGUUAUGGCGUUCAUCAUUGCUCGAUGGUUUUAUUCAUUGGUUUUUUUCAUUUUGCUGUUCGUAGUGCCAGGAGCAUGUGUUAGCUUUACCUUAAGACCUGAUGAUCCAAGCUAUGUUGAAGUGGGUAGCACUGCUUAUCUGAUGUGGGACUACAAACCAGUUAAUCAGCAGCCAAACAUUGUCUUCAGCGUAGCUGUCAAUGGGGUAUACACAACUAUGCUUGCUAGACAAGAUGGCGUUCUUCAGUAUUCUAAUAUCACUCCCUCUGCCUAUCAAGGGAGGGUCAAGUUAAAGGAACGAGCUACUCUGGUCGUAGAGAACAUAACUUCUCAGGAUAAUAAUGCUUCCUUCAAAUGUGAGCUUAUAGGAACUGGUUCAAGUAUUGUUCAGCUUAUUUUGUUAGAACAACCAAACAUUACCCAUUUAUCACUACCGAGUACUUACGUCGAAGGAUCCUCUGUUACCAUCAGCUGCACGGCCUCUGGAAACCCACCGCCGGAUGUGACGUGGAUAAGAAAUGGAGCAGAAAAAAGCUCAGGAAAGAAGGCAGCGUUUUUGAUAAUUGACACCUUACGUAGAGCAGACGACGGAUUGUACACUUGUCGAGCCAAUAACUCGGUCAAAAUUGUUGCACAGAAUACAACACUUGUGGUGCACUACAAACCUGUAGGUACGAAGCUAACGGCAAGUAUACCCAGUAACAGCAUAAUACAGGGAGGCGAGGUGACCUUCACUUGUUCUGUUGCGGCAGCAAAACCAUUGGUGUCAGAAUACACUUUUUUCCUUAAUGACUCUGAAAUAACAGCAUCUCCUAAGGGCAAUUACACCAUUGGCAAUGUUAGUCGAUCAUUACACCAUGGAAUUUACAAAUGUGUACCAAGAAAUUUUGUUGGAAACGGAUCAGAGGACUCUUUUGUACUUAAUGUAAAAGUUCCUGUACAGUUCACUGUUCUGCCACACAACGUCACAGAAAAUUUGACGAAUUCUUUUACUUUGAGUUGUGAUGCCUCGGGAUUUCCUGCACCCUCCAUAACAUGGAGAAAAUUUGACGGGGAAGUUUUUCACAAGAAAUAUCUGAAGAUCGAGAGGUGUAGCAAGAGUGAUGCAGGAGAAUAUAUAUGUACUGCUAGCAAUGGAGUGGGACCAAAAAAGACAGUAAAAGCUUAUGUAACUGUCCAAUAUCCACCUACAAUUCAGGAGGUCACCCAAUCAACUGAGAAGUCUUGGACUGGCCAGACAGUGACGUUGAAGUGUGUAUCUGAUGGUAUUCCGACACCGACACUCACCUGGUACGAACCUGAUGGAAAUGAAAAACAAAGUAUCAGAGCAAGAGAAAACAAAGUGCGAGUGACACUCAUGGGUGAUCAAGAUUUUGGUUAUUACAACUGUAAUGCAGCCAAUGGACUGAUUCCUGCUCACGACAGAAUAAUUAAGAUAACGCAGAUAAAGACACCAGGCAUCCCAUCCAUAGUAGUGGAGACUCAAGCCAGUUCACUAACAGUAAGAUGGACUGCACCAGCUGAUGAUGGAGGAAGUCCUAUCACAGCUCACCGAUUGAUCAUACUAAAGGGUGACACUGAGAUAAAUAUAGUUAAUAUUACUGAUCCUGGUACAACAAGUUACACUUUUGUUAAUCUGGAGAGAGAUACAGACUACACAGUGAAAGUAUUAUCAAGAAAUUUUGUAUUUGAGGGGAACGCAGUGGUGAAGGUGGUAAAGACUGCGUUUAAAGGGCCCCCAGCAACAGUAGAAAUAGAAGACCUCCCCACUGAAGUAACAGAAAGCACAAUUACUCUAAGGUGGAGGAAGCCAAGAAAUAAUGGAAAAGAAAUAACAAAGUACACUGUGUAUCAGAGGAUUAUUAAAGAUGCUAAUCACGCAAAUUGGACAAAACUACAGACAAUUAUGGAUGUCUCGGUCACACAAGUGGAGGUUAAGCUGGACAAAGGCAAAGUAUAUGAAUUUGCGGUAACUGCGACAAAUGAACUUGGCGAAAGUGUAUUACAAGAAGAGAUGGCUAAGAAAGUUAAGAGAGUAGAAAAGCCAACUGGUAGGGAUGGCUCUCAGACUGGUGGUGGUGAUGAUGGAAUGAACAUUGCCAUCUACGCGGGAGCUGCUGCAGCCGUUGUCCUGCUCAUUAUUGGUAUCAUCGUGAUCAUUGUUCUUUGGAAACGCAGGAAGCCUUCAAUUCACGAGGAAGUAUCUGUGGAUAGGGUAGAAAGUGCAAAUCAUUACGAAGCUGACGAUGGAUAUCAGGAGGUUAGUAGAGCUGAAGCUGCCCAGAGUCUUCAAGCAUCCGGUUCUGAGACUGAGGCUAGCUAUGCACUGGUUGAUAUGACUAAAAAGAAGAAGAACAAACAACCACCAUCCGAUGAAUAUGCCCAGGUGGACAUGUCGCAAAAGACAAAGAAGAAACAUAAGGGUCAAGAAUCUCCACAAGAAAAUCAGCACACAAGAUUUACAAACGUUGGGGGAGAUUUCAUGUUAAAUGAUGAGCGGUCUCCCCCAUUGCAGUCACAGAGCUCAGGAAACCCAACUUCCGAGCAAAUUCUGGUUUCCUCGGAGUACAUGCCACUUAAUCAAGCAACAAAAUCUCCAAUCUGGGAAAUAAGACGGGAACAAGUUCACAUAAUGGAAAUGAUUGGAAAGGGUGCUUUUUCCCAGGUUGCAAAGGCAGUAGCUUUUUUAAAUAUCAAUGGAACAGAAGGACAGAUAAUUGUAGCAGUAAAAAUGCUAAAAGAAAAUGCUCCAGAAUCAGACAGAAAGGAUCUCCUAUCAGAGCUUGAGUUAAUGAAGAAACUAAAGCCCCAUCCUCAUGUUAUUAAACUGAUGGGAUGCAUCACCAACUCUGAUCCUUUACUUGUUUUGAUUGAGCACAUACCUUAUGGUGAUCUGUUGGGUUACCUGAGAAGGAGUCGUGGCCUAAUUGACACAUAUUUUAAAGACCCGGAUGUUAAACCUGAGACGAACCUUACCUCAGAGCAACUGGUGCGAUUUGCGUGGCAGAUUGCUGAUGGAAUGAAAUACCUAUCUUCAAAGAAGAUCAUCCACCGUGACUUAGCGGCCAGAAAUGUUCUUGUUGGUGAAGGAGAAGGAUGUAAAGUGACAGAUUUUGGAAUGGCGAGGAAUGUUGGCCAGGAUGAUAUCUACACCAGGCGUAGAGGGGUGAGGAAGGUUUUAAAAACCUAUGAAAUAGAAAGAGCACAGGCAAUACUUAUUAGAAGUUUAAAUAGCCAAUACUUUAGUUUUCUCUUAACUGAAAUCGGCCGAAUAUGA
This is a messenger RNA of Stylophora pistillata, 3277 nucleotides long. RefSeq lists its product as uncharacterized. Gene Ontology annotation, biological process: protein phosphorylation; cell surface receptor protein tyrosine kinase signaling pathway; multicellular organism development. Gene Ontology annotation, molecular function: ATP binding; transmembrane receptor protein tyrosine kinase activity. Gene Ontology annotation, cellular component: signaling receptor complex; plasma membrane. Lineage: Eukaryota; Metazoa; Cnidaria; Anthozoa; Scleractinia; Pocilloporidae. The record is from RefSeq and is a predicted model, not a curated record.